GAAGAGGAAACCACAUCCUUUGCAGCGUUAAGAGAAGUAAGAAGAAGAAGAAGAUAAAUCGAUUCUUUGUCUGGAAAUUCAAUGGCGGUUUCUUCUGUAACUUCGUUCAUAUUACCCUCUUUCGCUAACCAUACCUCUUCUACUAGACAGAAAGUCUCUCUGCUUUCAUUGCUUCCAUCUUCUUCUACUCAUGGCGGCAUUGGCUCCUGCGUCCUCACCAAACCCUCCACCUCGUUUACGAAGAGGGUCUUCGCAGCUCCCGAAACCCUAACUCCAGAAACUCUCGAUGAACCUUCCUCUGAGGAUUUCUCCGAGGUUCCAAGCUCUUCCUCCAUCAGUGUAGACGCAGAUAAGAUGGCGCCGAAGCAAAAGAUUAGGAUCAAGCUUAGAUCAUACUGGGUGCCUCUCAUUGAGGACUCAUGCAAGCAGAUACUUGACGCUGCGAGGAACACCAACGCCAAGACCAUGGGUCCUGUUCCAUUGCCAACAAAGAAGCGUAUCUACUGUGUUCUCAAGUCUCCCCACGUUCACAAGGAUGCAAGGUUCCAUUUUGAGAUCCGGACUCACCAGCGGAUGAUUGAUAUUCUCUACCCUACUGCUCAAACCAUCGACUCCUUGAUGCAACUGGAUCUUCCUGCUGGUGUUGAUGUGGAAGUUAAACUCUGA
This is a messenger RNA of Eruca vesicaria subsp. sativa (arugula), 666 nucleotides long. Lineage: Eukaryota; Viridiplantae; Streptophyta; Magnoliopsida; Brassicales; Brassicaceae. The record is from the annotation of a GenBank genome assembly.